Messenger RNA from Labrus mixtus (cuckoo wrasse), 2795 nucleotides. RefSeq names its product E3 ubiquitin-protein ligase TRIM47-like. The record is from RefSeq and is a predicted model, not a curated record. Bases 33 to 1622 code for a protein of 529 amino acids. Gene Ontology annotation, molecular function: protein binding; zinc ion binding. The transcript is spliced from 5 exons. Lineage: Eukaryota; Metazoa; Chordata; Actinopteri; Labriformes; Labridae.
AAAAAACAUUUUCAUCAGUUUGAGCAGGAGAAAUGGAUGACAGUCAGGAUGUUUUCGAAUGUCCGAUCUGUUUUGAAUUAAUGCAGGAUCCAGUGACGACCACUUGUGGACACAGUUACUGUAUGAAAUGCAUCAAUGCCUUCUGGGAUAUAAAUAACAAUGGAGGAUACAGCUGCCCUCAGUGUAGGCAAAGUUUCACAGAGAGGCCUCUGCUGAAGAGGAACACACUCCUGGCUGUCCUGUUGGAGGAAAAAAGGAAAAACAACAGUCAAAGAGCUGCUGCUGAAGCUGGAGACACCUAUGCUGAAUCUGGGGAUGUUGCAUGUGAUGCCUGCACAGGGAGAAAAAGAAAAGCCUCCAUGUUUUGUCUUGUGUGUUUGGCUUCUUACUGUGAGACUCAUCUGAAGCCUCACUUUGAAGUACCACCAUUAAAAAAACACAAACUGAUUCAAGCCUCUGCCAGGAUCCAAGAAAGCAUCUGUGAGCACCACAACAAACUUCUGGAGAUUUACUGCCGCACUGAUCAGCAGUUUAUUUGUCUGCAGUGUGUGGUGGGUGAGCACAAAGGUCAUGACACAGUGACAGUCGCAGCAGAAAAGUGUGAAAUGCAGAGACAACUUGACUGGACUAAACAGGAAAUAGCAGACCGAUUGCUGUAUUUGGAAGGGAAAAAGGUGGAGCUGAUGCAGGCUGCAGAUUCUGUAAGAGACGCUGCUUGGCAGGGGUUUGGUGACUUUCAGCGACGGUGUGAAGAACACAUUCGUUUUGUGCAGAUCAAGUGCUUUGAGAUGAGAGAAAAAGCUGAAGACGCAGAGAAAUCUGGAGUUGACCAAACCAAUGGUCAUCUCGGGGAACUUCAGCAAGAAGAGUUUGAGCUGAGGAAGAGAGGGGAUAAUCUGGACCAGCUUUCAUUGAAAGAGGACCAGCCUAUCCAGUUUGUUAAGGGUUUGAAGGCUCUGGGUGACAUCCCUGCAUUCACAGACUCGCAUAAAAAAUUUGACACAUUGACAGAGUUUGUCAAGGAACAGAGAGAUAACGUGAAAAAUAUUUUCGAGAACGCAAAGAAUGACAUUUUCAGCCAUUUUGAAAAAAAUGAAUUCGUCAAGUUGGAGCUGGAUCCAAACACAGUAGCUGCAUGUCUUUGCUUGUCUGACACAAACGACGAGAUAUCCUGGGGAUGCCAUGACCAGGCUCACCCUGAUCACCCUGACAGAUUCACCUACCAUUACCAGGCUCUGUGCAAGAACGCCCUCAGUGGGAGCCACUACUGGGAGGUGGAGUGGGAUGGUGGCUUUGUGGACUUGGCCGUGUCGUACAAAGGCAUCGAAAGAAAGGGCUCAGGGAAAUAUUCCUGUUUUGGCCAUAACAAAUUUUCCUGGAAAUUAACCUGCUCUUCAUCUGGGUGUGUGUUUUGGCACGAUAGUCUUCACAAAGGCCAAAUUCCUCCGGCUCUCUGCCGAAAAGUGGGUGUUCAUCUUGACUACGAAGCUGGGACACUGGCCUUCUACAGUGUUUCUGAUAGGUUCACACUGCUGCACAAGAUCCAGACCACCUUCAGUGAACCUCUCUAUCCCGGGUUCUCUGUUGAUUUGGGCUCAACACUCAAAAUAUGCCACCUUUAACCAGUCUGUUUUAGAAAACUGAGCUGCAGAAAAGGCUGUAGUUUUAUGAUUCAGGGAUAGAAGGAACCACAAUAGUGAAUAAUAAUCACAAUGUUAAUUUUGUACAUUUGUGAAUGCCUGAGAGUUAAAAGAGAUAAAUAGCCUACUGUUACUUACAGAUAUAUAUGGUUCAUUUUUGAUUGUAAUGAUUAUUGUUAUGUGUCCUUUAUGUCUGCAUAUGUUGCCAGGUUGGUUAUGUUGAAUCCACCUAGUUAUGUGAUGUUGGUUUGCUAGGAAAUAAAAUGAAGAAAUGUUGUGAGUUUUAGCCUCAUUUGUUUUGGGGUCUCAGGGUUGUCGUCAAUUUUGUUUUUCUUAUUUAUCGAGUAUCAUUUGAUGGAGUCUAUAGAUUUGAACCAAGAAUUGAUGGGUUGACUGUAGAUUAUUUAGAAUGAAUAAAUUAAGGAGGGUAUUGUGAUUAAUAUGGUUGUUUAAAAGUGAUAUGAAUAUGCUUAUCCAGAGGUAAUUAUGUAAUGUUUUAAGCCAUUGUUUAAAUUGAGUUUGAACAGCUCUGGCAGCCUGUUGGAAAUGUUUAUCUCUAAGUAUGUGAUUUGACCAUAAGCAAUAAACCAGAGCAAUAAAGGAUAAGUGUAUGGGAUGCAGACAAGUUAUGAUCAAGAAAAAUGGUAGAUUUUGAUCAGUUUGUAGAGUAAUCUGAGUUCUGGAGAAUCAUAUAUGGUAAGAUGGUUUCUUUGAAUGAUGAAGGGCUUCUUAUGUAUAAAAAUACGUCAUCUGCAUAAAGACUAAUAUUGUAAUUUGUGGUUCAUGUUUGAAUUCCUUUGUUACCUUUUUCUCUAACAUGUUGCUUAAAUGGUCAGAAAACAUUGUGUGAACUUUUUUCAUUCCAUAUUUGUUUUCAGGACUACCCCAUGUAGUCACUAUGGCUGUGUUUAUUAUGUCUUUUGGAUGGUGUGACAGCCCUAUGGCCUGUUUGAUUGUGCCUUCUCUUCUCUUGUUGCAGGUACAUCUAAUUAGGAGGCUGUUUAACCAGCCUGACUGAGAGCACCUGGGCCCAAUGCUCCCAGUUAGCUGCAAUUGUAGUCUGCUCACAGAGACUUUCUGCAUGUUCAGUGUUUUGUUACUUCAUCUUCCUUUUUCCAUUCAAUACACGCACAAUACUUUUCAUCCACCCACUCG